CGUCUACCUAUUCAACCAUACUCAUCCACACAUACACGCUUUCCAUACACGCGUAUAUAUCUUUUAUCUUUUAUAUAUAUACACACAUAACACCUCAUUACUUCUUUGUGCCCUCUCUCUCUCUACUGGAUGUGUUCUAAAGGCUCGUACCUCUGUAUUCUUGAUUCCUCUGAGAUAACUGGUCUGUAUAAAUGGUGGAUGUUGAAAGAGUAUGUUGUAUGUGCGGUGACGUUGGCUUCCCCGACAAGAUAUUCCGGUGUAUCAAGUGUCACCACCGAUUCCAACACUCGUAUUGUAGCAACUACUAUAACGAAUCAUCAGACCCGCCGGAGUUCUGUGAUUGGUGCCAAACUGAGGUGACCAGGACGGGCAAACCCGGCGGGUCUUCAAAGAAAACAAGCUCAAAAACCGAGACCGGAGUUAGCAACCGGUCGGAAUACUCCGGUCCCAAGAUCAAGCAACAGGAUCGUGAAGAGGGGUCAGAAAAAAGCAAGCCAUGGUCUUCCACCGGCACCGGAGCUCCUUCACCAAAAACAAGUACUCGAAGGUACAAGCUACUUAAAGAUGUCAUGUGUUAGAUAAAAUAAAUAAAGGUUGGAGUACGUACUUUGGUUGCCAAAGGUGAGAUCUUUAUGGAAUUUAAUGUUCUAGAGUGUAAUUAUUGGUUUGACUUGAGGGUAAAACGGGAACAAAAUGUAUUUUUGUUUCUUUCUUUUUUAUUAUCUUUUUUUUUUUGUUUUUUUUUUUUGGUGUAUAUAUGGUUGGGCCUAGCUCUAUCACUUGUUUGAUAGUAAUAAUAAGUAAAUAAGUUUGGUUCGAAAGUACGUACACAUGUGAGUUUCAUGUUGGCAUGACUUUUUGAAAAAGUGGCAUGACAUGCAUCGUUGGAUCAUGAUUAAGGUAUGUGGCAAUAUGAUCCACGUACGUACAUUUUGGUUGUAUAUGUUUUAGAAGCUUUUUCUUGUAAUUUAUGGUUUGCCAAAAUAUUUUUUUCCCUUUAUGUUGUGACAUUUACGAAUAUUUAGAUCUAAUUAAUUUAGUUUAACAUUUUGGUACUCAAUUACAAAAAAAAAAAAAAAAAAAAAAAAAAA
Molecule: messenger RNA, 1091 nt
Organism: Helianthus annuus (common sunflower)
Lineage: Eukaryota; Viridiplantae; Streptophyta; Magnoliopsida; Asterales; Asteraceae
Exons: 2
Coding region: 192-578 (128 amino acids)
Source: RefSeq, a predicted model, not a curated record